Molecule: messenger RNA, 12562 nt
Organism: Notolabrus celidotus (New Zealand spotty)
Lineage: Eukaryota; Metazoa; Chordata; Actinopteri; Labriformes; Labridae
Gene: dnah6
Product: dynein, axonemal, heavy chain 6
Biological process (GO): microtubule-based movement
Cellular component (GO): dynein complex
Molecular function (GO): dynein light intermediate chain binding; dynein intermediate chain binding; ATP hydrolysis activity
Source: RefSeq, a predicted model, not a curated record
ACUGCCUUGUUUGAGCGCGUUGCAUGCCGGGCACAGUGUCGUUGCUAGGAGACCGUUAAUAAGAAGUUCGUUAUCUGGUCAGUCUAAAGCGGACAGCUCUAUCAAGAUUACUCACUGAAAUAUCAAUUAUACGAUCCACUGGGGAGGUCUAAGAUGGCCUCUGACCCUCCAAGGACUCCUUCGCCGCUCCAAAGAGGCCGGAGCAGGAACGCAGAGUCCACAGGUAACACAGAGCGACUGCACAACCUGCCUGAAUUACAGGGGUUCAGGGCCCCACCAAGACCUCCAGUCCGUGCUCAUGACCCACAGGCCGUGCUCCAAAGACCUGUGAAAAGGAAUCAACCGAGUGCCCAGCACUUGGAGACUCGUGCGCGGAUGUAUUUUCCAGGCUGGGACACUCAGCCACCUCCAGCUGAGCGAACAAAGCAGCCACAGAGACUCCGCAACCAACUGCCUGAAAUAAAGGGGUCCAGGACCCCAUCAAGACCUCCAGUCAAUGUUCAAGCCGGGCUCCAAAGACCUGUGACAAGGAAUCAGCCAAGUGCCCAGCACUUGGAGACUCGUGCGCGGAUGUAUUCUCUAGGCUGGGACACUCAGCCACCUCCCGCUGAGCGAACAAAGCAGCCACAGAGUCUCCGCAACCAACUGCCUGUCAAUCGACCUCCUCUGCCAUCCAGAACUAAGAAUAUCCUAUCAACCCCGAGCUCCUCAAGACAACCUUUUCCAGUAAGGAAGAGUGGGAAACUGAACAAUCCAUCUGAAGUUCUACGCUUCGAGCUAAGCAAAGAGGACUGUGGGAUGACCACUGAUGGAGGUGUGUUAACGGUGUGUGGAGAUGAGGUCAAUUUUGAAACCCAUGGGGACUUACAAAAAGAGAGGGACUACCACUGCAAGCUGAUAAGCAUCCCCUUCUUUGCCUCAUUCAAAAAAUGGAAACCCUUCUACCUCUGGCGUUCUCAUGUGCGUGUAAGAAAGUUUAAUUUGGCCAGGAGGUCUCUUCAGAAGAACUCUUUUCUUGUCAGUCAGUCUCUUAGUGCAGCACUGAUAGUGAUCAGGGGGAUGUGUUGCCAAAUCAGUGAUGCAGGCUUGUUUCACAUGGAGAAAAAACACACCUACUCGCUGCACGAGUUCCAUGAUUUCCAGCUCAAACGACUGCAAGAGGUUCUGUCUGACUUGAAGAAGUUUCAAGCCUUUGUAAAGGAGAUGACAAUGAGUGCAAUCAGAAACUACUGGUCAGAAUUUAAAUCCCAGUCUGAUGACUCAAAUGAACAAAACAGAAAUAAAUCCAUCACGCAGAUCAACGAGGCUUGUCACUCAAGCCGCCUUAUAUGCUUCAUUCGGCUUGUUGACUACUUGGUCAUUAGCACCUUACAUAUUUUAAUGGGGAAUGCAGUGACCAAGCUACAGUCUGAAAUCCGUGAACAGGUACGUCAUACCCCUAGCCAUGCCAUGAUUCAGAACUGGGGCCAGCACUCUGAGGCUGGAACUAAAACUGCUGAAGAAGAGACGGGGAGAAAGUCUUCCAGGUCAGAGACUCCCGGGCUCCAACCUAUGUUCAUGACUGAAAUGAUGCUGGACGAAAAUGCCUUGACCUUCAAACCCUCUGAAGAAAACUUCCUGGACAUCGUGGCAGAGAUCUUUGAGCAGUUUGAAACAACAGUGACGUCAGUCGAUAGACUUUCUGCAGAUCCUGAAUGUAUUGAAAUGACACAAACCUCAAUGGGCAAGAAAGCGAUGGAUGAAUAUGAAACAAGUCCUUUGAAAUCCUGUAUAGGCAGUGAUUGCCACCUUCAAAGUGUCAUUCAGACUAUUAAGGAAUUACUGCAGUUUGCCUUUGAAACAGCAAAAGUGUACUCACACACUUUGGAACAUUUCUGUCUGUUUUACAAAGAAAAUGAGAGUCUGGAUCUGGAUGUAUUGGUGCAACAAGAUCAUGCAAACAGUUUGUCCUUUUUUGAAAGCGCGUUGGAGUUAUACCACAGUCAGCACAAGGAGGCCCUGGCUAUCCAACAUGAGAAACCUCUUGGCUUACUGCUUGUGAGCCAAACAAAGUUCAGAGAGAAGCUAGUGUCUUCUCCCCUGCGCUGUCUGGAGGUCAUCAAUGAAAUGCUUACCAGACUUGCUACGAGGAAACUUAACACUGUCAUUGCAGAGGCAAGUGAGGCUCAGUUCAAACUAGAGUCCUCGCCCUCAACUACGGCCGACUUAGCCAACUCCCUCACGUUCUUAGAUGAGAUACAGGAGAGGAUUAAGACACUAGAAGAGGAGCAGGAGACAGUUUCUCAGAUGUACAAACUGAUAAACAUGUACUCAGUUCCCAUGCCACCUGAGGAUUUUGUUGUUUUUGAAACCUUGCAACUUUACAUGAACUCAUUGGAAAGUGUCAUAGAUAAGGCAGUGGCUCAGAGAGACUCUCGAAUGGACAAGUUUUGUGGCUCUCUGCUCAAAGAUAUAAAGCAGCUAAACCAUGAGGUCAUGAAAACCAAACUCAAGUCCCAGGAUCCACAAAUCUUAGACAUCAAUGCAGAUUCCUCCAAAGUCCGUCUGCUGCUGGGAGAGCUCCAGAUUGUGAUUGAUGAGCUGCAGAACCAGGCCUCCACCUAUACCUCCUACCAGAAAAUGUUCAAGAUGGAGUUGACCAAGUUUGACACUCUGGAGGAGUUAACCUCAGAGUUUAAACUGAAAAAACUGCUUUGGGAGUCUCUAGAGGAAUGGGACUCUUUACACGACGGAUGGAAACAGAGCACACUUCAGCACCUUGACUUGGAACACUUAAGCACCCAGGUCAACAAAUACAGCAAAUAUGUCAACCAGCUGGAGAAGGGCUUGCCUCGUAAUAAUGUUAUGGCAAGUCUGAAGGACAAGGUGGAAGUCACAAAGCAGAGGCUGCCUGUGGUCACUGAUCUACGUAACCCUUGUAUGAAACCAGUGCACUGGAAAAGUCUUGAGUCUAUUGUGGGAACCUUUCUGAGUGUGGAGGAGCUCACUUUGGCUGUCAUGGAGGAGACUGACAUAUUGUCCUAUAGCACGGAGAUACAGGAGGUGUCAGGACAGGCGUCAGGAGAGGCAUCAGUGGAGAACAUUGUCACAAAGGUGGAGGACCUGUGGAAGAGCACUGAGUUCACUGUGCUCAAUCACAGCGACUCCAAAGAUGUCUUCAUAUUAGGAGGCACAGAAGAUAUUCAGGUACUUUUGGAUGACAGCAUCAUCAAUGUGGGCACAGUGGCAUCUUCACGUUACGUAGCUCCAAUAAAGCUACGGGUGGACAAAUUGCUGCAACAGUUGUCCCUUUUCAACGAAACACUGGACGAGUGGCUUUCAUGCCAAAGGAACUGGCUAUACCUAGAAAGUAUCUUCUUGGCCCCAGACAUUAAAAGGCAACUGCCUAAUGAGUCCAAGAUGUUCCUGAAGGUGGACAAGUCCUGGAAGGAGAUCAUGGGAAAGGUCAAAAAGAUGCCUUUUGCACUAAAAGCAGCCACUCAGCCUGAUCUAUUGAAAACCUUUCAACACAACAAUUCUCUUUUGGAAGAGAUACAGAAAUGUCUGGAAGCAUACCUUGAGUCCAAGAGGAACAUCUUUCCUAGGUUCUACUUCUUAUCAAAUGAUGAGCUGCUUAAAAUCUUGGCCCACACAAAAAAUCCUCAGGCUGUGCAACCCCACCUUAGGAAGUGUUUUGAUGCCAUUACACAGCUGGAGUUUGCACUGUUGCCAGGACAUUCUUCUGCUGCCACAGGAAGUGUUCUAGAUGCUGGAGAACAGGAGAAAGUCUUCAGCAAAGACAUUUUAAACAUGGUUUCCCCUGAGGGAGAAAAGGUUGGAAUGACUAAAGGUCUGAAGGCCACAGGUAAUGUGGAAGAAUGGCUUUGCAAGGUGGAGGAGGCAAUGUUCUCCUCAUUGCGGCGCCUCAGCAAGGCUGCCAUUGCAGACUACCAGGUGAAGUCCAGAGAUGAAUGGGUGGUGGCUGGGCACCCAUCACAGGUGGUGCUUACCAUCUCUCAGAUGAUGUGGUGCAAGGACAUGGAUGCCUGCCUGGAGCGAGAACAUGAACACUUUGCUACUAUGCAGGAAUUUGAACUGGCUAACUUUGAUGCUAAUGCCCUAGCAGCACUAGUUCGAGGAGAGCUUUCUACUCUACAUCGUAAUAUAAUCACUGCCCUCAUUACUAUUGAUGUCCAUGCCAGAGACAUUGUCACCGAUCUGGUAUGCCAAAAGGUGGACUCCAGGGCUAUUGAAUGGCAGAGACAGCUACGCUACUACUGGGACCUGGACCUGGACAACUGCAUAGCCACAAUGGCUCUGGCUUCUUACAUUUAUGGCUGAUAUCUUGGAGCCUGUCCUAGACUUGUUAUUACACCCCUCACGGACCGUUGCUAUUUAUGUCUGAUGGGUGCUCUUCAGUUAGACUUAGGAGGAGCUCCAGCUGGGCCAGCUGGGACAGGCAAAACUGAGACCACCAAGGACUUGGCUAAGGCCCUGGCAAUACAGUGUGUGGUCUUCAACUGCUCUGAUGGACUUGACUACAAGAUGAUGGGGCGCUUUUUCAGCGGGCUUGCUCAGUCAGGUGCCUGGUGUUGUUUUGAUGAAUUCAACAGAAUCGAUAUUGAAGUGUUGUCUGUCAUCGCUCAACAGCUUAUAACCAUAAGAAACGCCAAAGCUGCCAAGAUGACAAGGUUUCGAUUCGAGGGUCAGGAGAUCAAGCUGGUGAUGACUUGUGCUGCAUUCAUUACCAUGAACCCUGGCUAUGCUGGAAGAACAGAGCUACCUGACAACCUUAAAGCUCUGUUCAGACCUAUAGCCAUGAUGGUACCAAACUACACUCUCAUUGCUGAGGUCAUUUUGUACUCUGAGGGGUUUGAGUCCAGUAGAACCCUUGCAAGGAAAAUGACCCAGAUGUACAAGCUGUGCUCUGAGCAGCUGUCGGGGCAGGACCACUACGACUUCGGCAUGAGAGCCGUCAAGUCUGUCCUGGUUAUGGCAGGGUCUCUGAAGAGAACUAACCCCGACCUCAGUGAGAUGGUGGUUCUUAUCAGAGCUCUUAGGGACUCAAACCUACCAAAGUUCCUUGUUGAUGAUGCUGUGUUGUUUGGUGGUAUACUAUCAGACCUCUUCCCUGGUGUGUGUAUCCCUGAGCAUGACUAUGGUGUCCUACAUUCAACUAUCCUGGAGUCUCUGAUCAAACGAAACCUGCAGCCACUGGCUAGUAUGACCAAGAAGGUCAUCCAGCUGUACGAGACCAUGCUAGUGCGUCAUGGUGUCAUGCUGGUUGGACCCACUGGUGGAGGUAAGACCACUGUCUACACCAUCUUGGCUGACGUACUGGGAUCCCUCCAUCACACAGGUCACAAGGCUAAGAACCCAUUCUAUCAGCCUGUUAGGACUUAUGUUCUAAACCCGAAAUCUGUUACAAUGGGAGAGCUCUACGGAGAGGUCAACACGUUAACACUGGAGUGGCGAGAUGGUCUAAUGGCCUUGAGUGUCCGUGAUGCAGUCAACGACAACACUGAUAUCCACAAGUGGGUGGUCUGCGACGGGCCAGUUGAUGCCCUGUGGAUUGAGAAUAUGAACACUGUGCUGGAUGACAACAAGAUGCUUUGUCUGGCGAACAGCGAGCGGAUUAAACUUACUCCAUCCAUACAUAUGGUGUUUGAGGUCCAGGACUUGGCUGUUGCAUCUCCAGCCACUGUCAGUCGCUGUGGGAUGGUAUAUAUUGACCCAGAUGAGCUCAAGUGGUUGCCAUAUGUACAAACAUGGAUCACUGGGCUUGGAGCCAAGCUCCCAGAUGCAGUAAAAACGUAUCUCUUUGAGCUGUUUGAGCAGUAUGUGGAGAAAGGUCUUCAGUUUGUGCGAACUCAUUGUACCCAGGUGAUUUGCCAGGUGAACAUCAGUAAGGUCACCACUUUGUGCUCCUUGCUAGAGGCACUACUUCUGGGAAAAGCCGGACCAGACCUCAAAAUGGAUUCCAAACAUCUCAACAGUGUAUUGUGCCAGACCUUCAUAUUUUGCUACCUGUGGGCAGUAGGCGGCAACCUGACCAGUUCGCAAUGGGACACUUUUGACAUCUUUGUCAGGGAGCAGUUUGAAGACAAUACCAAUGCUAAGUUGCCCAGGAGUGGUACUCUGUGGAGUGUGUACAUGAACUUUACCCACAAGCGACUUGAGCCAUGGGAGAAGGUCAUCCCUUCAUUUAAAUACAACAAGGAGCAACCCUUUUUUGAGACGCUGGUCCCUACCACAGACACUGUCCGAUUCGGCUAUCUGAUGGAGAAACUGUUGUCUGUGCAGCGCUCUGUGCUCUUUACCGGUGAAACUGGAGUGGGAAAGUCAGUGGUUGCUCGGGGCCUUCUAAACAGUAUCCAGGUACAGGCAGGGUACCUACCAGUAUACAUUAACUUCUCUGCUCAGACAUCCUCUGCCCGGACACAAGAGUUCAUCGAGUCCAAGCUGGAGAAAAAGAGGAAGAAUAUUCUGGGUGCACCUGGUAACAAGAAGUUAGUAGUCUUUGUGGAUGACCUGAAUAUGCCUAAGCUGGACAGUUAUGGCUCUCAGCCCCCGAUAGAGCUCCUCCGUCAGUUCCAAGACUUUUCUGGCUUCUUCGACAGGAAAAAGUUCUAUUGGAAGGACAUCCAGGAAAUGAUCAUUGCUGCUGCAUGUGCUCCUCCAGGAGGGGGACGCAAUCCGGUUACCGCACGGUUUAUUCGCCACUUCAGUAUGCUGUGUCUCCCCACGCCCUCAGAACACAGCCUCAAACAGAUCUUCAAAGCCAUCUUGAAUGGCUUUCUUGCUGAGUUUUCGCAGGGGGUAAAGGACUGUGCUGCUCAGAUUGUUGAUGCAGCUGUGGAGAUAUACCAGCGUUUGAGUGUCGAUCUGCUGCCCACUCCAGCUAAAUCCCACUAUGUCUUCAAUCUCCGGGACCUGUCCAAGUGUGUCCAAGGUAUAUUGCAGUGUGAGCCGAGUCAAAUUAGAGACAAGAACCAGAUCUUCCGUCUCUUCUGCCAUGAGUGUCAGCGUGUUUUCCAUGACAGGCUCAUUAACAACCAGGAUAAAUCCUAUUUCCACACUAUUGUCUGUGACAUGUCCAGCAAAUACUUCAGCAUUAACCAAGACCCCAUAUGCUUUGUGACUGAGCCUAUUAUAUUUGGGGAUUUUAUAAAGCUUGGUGCUGAGAAAGAAGAUCGUCCUUAUGAGGAUCUGACUGACAUGGAGAAGAUUAAGGCGGUGCUCCAGGACUACCUUGAUGAUUACAACAUGACCUUUUCAAAGGAGACCAAGCUGGUUUUCUUCCAGGAUGCCAUUGAACAUGUCUCUAGGAUUGCCCGUAUUAUUCGCCAGGAGAGAGGCAAUGCACUUCUAGUUGGAGUAGGAGGUACAGGCAAGCAGUCGCUCACAAGGUUGUCAGCCCAUAUGUGUGGCUACUGCUGCUUUGAGAUUGAACUUAGCCGUGGCUACAACUAUGAGAGCUUUCAUGAAGACUUGAGGAGGAUGUACAAGAUGGCCGGUGUGGAGGGCAAGGAUAUGGUGUUCCUCUUUACGGACAAUCAGAUUGUAGUGGAAGAGUUUUUGGAGGACAUAAACAACAUGCUGAACUCUGGCGAGGUGCCCAGCCUUUUUGAGAAGGACGAGCUGGAACAAGUACUCGCUGCCACACGCCCUAAAGCCAAAGAGGCUGGAAUCAGUGAGGAAAACAGAGAUGAGGUGUUCCAGUAUUUCAUUUCACGCGUUCGAGAGAAGCUUCACAUUGUGCUCUGUAUGAGUCCUGUGGGCGAUGCCUUCAGGUCCCGCUGUCGUAUGUUUCCUUCACUGGUCAACUGCUGCACCAUUGACUGGUUUGUACAGUGGCCUCGUGAGGCACUGCUUUCUGUCUCUCAGGCCUUCUUUCAGAAUGUGGAGAUUGGCAGUGAUGAGCUGAAGCAGAGCUUAUUCUCCAUGUGCGUGGAAGUACAUAUUAGUGUCACUGACAUGGCAGAGCGCUUUUAUUCAGAACGCAGACGUCGAUACUAUACCACUCCAACCUCUUACCUGGAGCUCAUCAACCUCUACCUAUCUAUGCUAGAAGGGCAAAGACACCAGUUAGUGCUUGCCAGGGAUCGUGUUAAGAACGGACUAACAAAACUUCUGGAGACGAACAUCCUUGUGGACAACAUGAAAGUGGAACUGUCUGCUCUGGAACCAGUACUAAAACAAAAAUCUAUUGAUGUUGAUGCCCUAAUGGAGAAGUUGGCUAUCGACCAGGAGAGCGCUGACGAGGUGCGUAAAGUAGUUACAGAAGAUGAGGCUUUGGCCAAGGUCAAGGCUGAAGACACACAAGCCAUGGCUGAUGAUGCACAGAGGGACUUAGAUGAGGCUCUGCCUGCCCUAGAUGCUGCCAACCAGGCUCUGAAUUCCCUUGACAAGGCAGACAUCUCUGAGAUCAAGGUCUUCACCAAACCCCCAGACCUUGUCAUGACCGUCAUGGAGGCUGUCUGCAUCCUGCUCCUCUGCAAACCAGACUGGCCAAGUGCCAAGCAACUACUGGGAGAUGCCAACUUCCUCAGGCGUCUAAUGGACUAUGACAAGGAUAAUAUCAAGCCACAAAUCCUGCUGAAGCUGCACAAAUACAUCAGUAACCCUGAUUUUAUACCUGAGAAGGUGGAGAAGGUAUCCAAAGCCUGCAAAUCAAUGUGUAUGUGGGUCAGAGCCAUGGUUCUAUACUCCAAAGUCCUCAAAGAAGUGGGCCCGAAGAGAGCAACACUUGCCAUGGCGCAGGAGGAACUGGAUGUGACUAUGGCAACCUUGCGAGAGAAGCAGCAAAAGCUUCAGGAUGUGGAGAGCCAGAUCAUGGUUCUUCAGGAACAAUUUGACAGAAGCAUAACUGAAAAGGAGGAUUUGGUUAACACCAUGGCUUUGACAAAGGCUCGGUUGACCAGGGCAGGGAAGCUAACAUCUGCCCUGAGUGAUGAACAAGUACGCUGGGAACAAAGUGUUUCCUUGUUUGAGCAAGAGAUUCUAAACGUUGUAGGGAAUGCCUUCAUUGCAGCUGCUUGUGUGGCCUACUAUGGAGCGUUCACUUCCCACUAUCGACAGCUGCUUAUUGACCAGUGGAUAAAACAGUGCAAGGAACUGAAUAUCCCCAUCAGUCCAAGCUUCCGCCUUAUCAAUAUCCUGGGUAACCCAUAUGUCAUCCAGAAGUGGAACACCGAAGGCUUGCCAAAUGACACUGUGUCCAUAGAAAAUGGGAUCUUGGUGACUGAGGCGAGACGCUGGCCCCUCAUGAUCGACCCACAAGAUCAGGCCAACAGAUGGAUCCGCUCCAAGGAGGCCAAGCAUGGUCUCAAGGUGAUCAAGCUGACAGACCCAAACUUUCUCCAAGUGCUAGAGAAUGCCAUACGCAUGGGCAUACCUGUGCUGCUCGAAGAGUUAAAAGAGACUCUAGAUCCAGCUCUGGAGCCCAUCCUGCUGAAGCAAACAUUUGUUGCUGGUGGAAGGACCCUGAUCAGACUCGGAGAUGCAGAUAUUGACUAUGACAAAAACUUCAGGUUUUAUAUGACCACCAAGAUGGCAAACCCACACUACUUACCAGAGGUGUGUAUCAAAGUAACAAUUAUCAACUUCACUGUGACAAAGUCUGGCUUGGAAGACCAACUUCUCAGUGAUGUGGUGCGUCUUGAGAGUCCAAAUCUUGAGGAACAGAGGAAUGAGCUUGUAGAGCAAAUCAAUGCUGACCGAAACCAGCUCAGAGAUAUUGAAGACCGCAUCCUGAAGCUUCUCUUCAGUUCUGAAGGAAAUAUACUUGACAAAGAGGAGCUAGUUCAAACUUUACAGGAGUCAAAGGUGACGUCAGAGGCCAUAAAGCACCGUCUGGAGAAAGCAGAGGCCACUGAGUUGAUGAUCAACUCUGAAAGGGAACGCUACAGACCUGUGGCCACUCGAGGUUCAGUUUUGUACUUUGUCAUUGCCAGUCUCUCUGAAAUGGAUCCAAUGUACCAGUUCUCUCUAAAAUACUUCAAACAGCUCUUUAACUCUACCAUCGAGACGUCUGAGAAGAGCAGCAUCUUCAAAGAACGCCUUCAGAUCUUGCUGGAUCAGAUCCUGCUUAACUCAUACAUUAAUGUUUCCCGUGGCCUCUUUGAACAGCACAAGCUCGUCUACAGCUUUUUGUUAUGUGUAGAGGUCAUGAGGGAAUGUGGUGAAAUCUCUGAUGCUGAGUGGCUGUACUUUCUGAGAGGAGCUGCUCCCUUGGACAAGGACUAUGCAGCAAAGCCAGAUGUGGAAUGGCUAAGUCAUUUUCACUGGCAGGCAUGUUGUGAGCUGGAAGACACACUACAUUGCUUCAGGAACAUCUCAAAGGACAUCACCAGAACUUAUAUCCAUGUUGAACUAGGCAGCUGUCAAGCAUCUAUUAAUCCAAAGAACUGGGAAGGUUUCAUGUCAGAGUUGCCUUCCCAUGAGGAAUCCAAAAAAGGGAAGCAGGAGACAAGGGGCAACUGGAAUGAGACAUUGGGAGCCUUUCAGAAGCUUGUCCUCAUCAAAAGCUUCAUGGAAGAAAAGGUGGUGUUUGCAGCAACAGAGUUCGUAAUUGUCAGCCUGGGGAAACAAUUUGUGGAAAACCCUCCAGUUGACCUGGCGAACCUCUACAAAGAUAUCUCCCCCUCCACACCAUUGGUUUUUAUACUAAGCACAGGCUCAGACCCAAUGGGUGCCUUCCAGCGCUUUGCUAAAGAAAGAGGUUAUCUUGACAGAGUGGAGUCCAUCUCAUUAGGUCAAGGCCAGGGGCCGAUAGCAGAGAAGUUGAUUCAUGGAGCACUCAAGAGUGGUAACUGGGUCUUUCUGCAGAACUGUCAUCUGGCUGUCUCCUGGAUGUUAGCCAUGGAGGAACUCAUCAAGACUUUUACUGAGCCUGACACAACCAUCCAUGGGAACUUCCGUUUGUUUCUUAGUUCCAUGCCUACGAAAGUAUUCCCAGUAUCAGUGCUCCAAAACUCUGUCAAGGUGACUAAUGAGCCUCCUAAAGGCCUGCGAGCAAACAUGCGACGUGCCUUCACCGAAAUCUCAAGCAGUUUUUUUGAAGGUCAUGAUCUGGGACACCCGUGGCGAAAGAUUGUCUUUGGAGUCUGCUUUUUCCAUGCAAUCAUCCAGGAGCGGAAGAAGUUUGGUCCUCUGGGCUGGAACAUCCGCUAUGAGUUUAAUGACAGUGACAGGGAGUAUGCGUUGCUCAACCUCAACCUCUACUGCAAAGAUGAUACCAUCCCAUGGGAUGCUCUUAUCUACAUUACUGGUGAGAUCACAUAUGGAGGCAGAGUGACUGAUGCUUGGGACCAACGCUGCCUAAGGACAAUCCUCAAAUGCUUCUUCUCACCUCAAACAUUGACCCCUGCCUAUAAUUACUCCCCCUCAGGAAUCUACUUUGCCCCAGAGACAGAUAAACUGAAGGAGGUUAAGGAAUAUAUUGAAAGUCUGCCUAUCAUAGAUAAUCCUGAAGUUUUUGGCAUGCAUGAAAAUGCCAACUUGGCCUUCCAGCGCCAAGAAACUGUGACUCUUAUAAACACCAUACUGGAUGUUAACCCUCGCACAUCAGCCCGUCAUGGAGCUAAAAGUGAUGAUGACAUCAUCUGCGAGCUUGCUGAAUCCAUCCUCCUGAAGCUACCUGAGUGUCUGAACAUGGAUGAGGCCUUGGAAACCCUGUUUGUCCCAGAUGAAAAGGGCUGCCUUAACUCACUGACAACUGUACUAAGCCAAGAGGCAGACCGAUUCAACAACCUGCUGAAAGUGCUCAGGAUGUCCCUUAUCACUUUGCAAAAGGCAAUAGCAGGUCUGGUGGUGAUGUCAGAGGAGAUGGACCUCAUAUACUCAAGCUUCCUAAACAACCAGGUUCCUAACCACUGGGCAAACUCUGCUUACCCUUCUCUCAAACCCUUGGCUUCCUGGGUCAGAGACCUGGCCCUAAGGACUGCAUUUAUCCAGACUUGGAUCACAAGUGGUCAGCCAAAAUCUUUCUGGAUCUCAGGAUUCUUCUUUCCUCAGGGGUUUCUUACAGGAGUGCUUCAGAAUCAUGCCAGGUGCCAUAAUUUGCCCAUUGAUGAACUCAACUUCCGCUUCAACGUAAUGUCGGUGUACAGAGACCAGGCCGCAGUUUGUGAAGCUUCACACACUGUGCCAUGCAACACUAAACUGGACAUGGAUGACAAGUUACAUGCGCCAGAGAACGGUGUGCUGGUGCACGGCAUGUUCAUGGACUCUUGCCGCUGGGAUGAUAACAACAGGGUGAUUGAGGAUGCAUUACCAAGAGAAAUGAACAGUAUGCUACCAGUGGUGCAUUUUGAGCCAGGGCAGAACUAUUUGCCUGAGCAGGACCUCUACCAUUCUCCUCUGUACAAGACCUCAGCCAGGGCAGGAACUCUAUCCACCACAGGUCACUCAACCAAUUUCGUUGUGACAGUCAUGCUUCCAUCCAAGCGAACCAGUGACUAUUGGAUAUCAAAAGCCUCUGCUCUCCUGUGCCAGUUGGAUGAUUAAAUAUGGACACAAAUAAUUUAACUAAAAAUGUGUAACCAAAACAUAAAUAAAUGCAGCAGAAACUCAAAAUCUG